Adineta steineri is the source of this 1405-nucleotide messenger RNA. The record is from the annotation of a GenBank genome assembly. Lineage: Eukaryota; Metazoa; Rotifera; Eurotatoria; Adinetida; Adinetidae.
AUGGCAAAUAACAAAAUACAAUGUUUUACAUGUAAUGAAGACAAAAUUACAUAUUCCUGUAAAGGAUGUUCAAAAGAAUUUUGUUUGAUGGAUUUAACAGAACAUCGUCAAAUAUUAAACAGUGAAUUACAUUACAUCACCAAUCAAUAUAAUGAAUUUAAACAAACAUUUAAUGAACAAAAACAAAAUUCACGAAAUCAUUCAUUGAUGAACCAAAUUAAUGAGUGGGAAAUAAAAUCGAUUGAAAAAAUUCAACAAAAAGCACAAGAGUAUAGAGAAAUGUUCAUUAAAUUAUUACAAACAUGUAUUAAUGAUGUUGAAAUGAAAUUUAAAGACUUGAAUGAACAAAUAAAACAAUUCCAAAAAGAAAACGAGUUUAAUGAAAUUAAUUUAGACUAUUUAAGAAAUGAACUAGUAGUAAUUACACAAGAACUAAAUAAUCCAUCAAAUAUGUCUAUCCAACAAAAUUUGCAACCAUUUAUUAAUGAUAUUUCAAUCAUUUUAUCCAAAAAACCAAUAUUCAACAAAUGGAAGCAAAAUGCCAUCACCGUAGCUGGUGGAAAUGGAUUUGGGCAAGAACUAAAUCAAUUUAAAACCCCGCGUGGAAUAUUUAUUGAUAACAAGAAACAUAUUUUCAUUGCUGAUGCUGAGAAUCAUCGUAUUGUUGAAUGGAAAUAUAAUGCAAAAGAAGGAUUAAUCAUUGCAGGUGGAAAUGGCGAAGGAAAUCGAAUGGAUCAAUUGAAUUAUCCAACAGCUGUGAUUGUUGACCAACAAAGUCAUUCGAUCAUUAUUGCUAAUGGUAAGAACGCCCGAGUGAUUCAAUGGAUGAAUAAAAAUCAGCAAAUUCUCAUUGACAAUAUUAUCUGUUUGGGCUUGGCAAUGGAUAAACAUGAAUUUCUUUAUGUUUCUGAUGUUGCGAAGAAUGAAGUGAGACGAUGGAAAAUGGGUGAACACAAUGAAGGAAUUGUAGUUGCAGGUGGAAAUGGAAAAGGGAAUCAACUCAAUCAACUUGAUCGUCCUACUUUUAUCUUUAUUGAUGAAGAUCAAUCUGUUUAUGUAUCAGAUUCUUUCAAUCAUCGUGUGAUGAAAUGGAGAAAAGAUGCAAAAGAAGGAAGAAUUGUGGCUGGCGGAAAUGAUAAAGGAGAAAAAUUGAAUCAAUUAUCUUCACCUCAAGGAGUAAUUGUUGAUCAUUUUGGUCAAAUCUAUGUAGCUGAUGGUGGGAAUCAUCGAAUAAUGCGUUGGUGUGAAGGAAAAGAAGAAGGUGAAAUUGUUGUUGGUGGAAAUGGUAAAGGAAAUCAAUCAGAUCAAUUGAAUGGUCCCACAGGUUUAUCUUUUGAUGAUGAAGGAAAUCUUUAUGUUGCUGAUCGUUCAAAUCAUCAAAUUCAAAAAUUCGAAAUAAUUUUGU